Rhodofomes roseus is the source of this 1500-nucleotide messenger RNA. RefSeq names its product P-loop containing nucleoside triphosphate hydrolase protein. The record is from RefSeq and is a predicted model, not a curated record. Gene Ontology annotation, biological process: protein insertion into mitochondrial inner membrane from matrix; mitochondrial respiratory chain complex III assembly. Gene Ontology annotation, molecular function: ATP hydrolysis activity; ATP binding. NCBI's taxonomy places the organism in Eukaryota, Fungi, Basidiomycota, Agaricomycetes, Polyporales, Fomitopsidaceae. Bases 1 to 1500 code for a protein of 499 amino acids. The transcript has 7 exons. Gene Ontology annotation, cellular component: mitochondrial inner membrane.
AUGUCGUUGUUGUAUCCUCACCUUCCGUCUUCAUCUGCUCUACAUGAAGGAACGAGGCUGUUGAUCACCGGGGGAAUCAUAGAGGUGUAUCGCCGAGUAUUCUUGUUUUUGGCGACAUCGGUCGUCGAUAGAAUCAGCCUGACGGCGUCCUUCGACGAGGACGAUCCGAUGUAUAAUUGGCUACUGUAUUGGCUUUCUCGCCGGCCCGUGUGGCGACAGGCGAGGGACAUCGAAGUGACCACUCGACACUAUGGCCUCGAAGCGGACCACUCCCCGCAUCCCUGGCUUCCUAUCAAAGACGAUACAAGAGACACCAGCAAGGCAAUGUCAUACCUACCUCGGGUCGACAAGACGUAUCAUAUGUGGUACAAGCGCAGGUUGAUGCUGGUCAAUCGAGUGGUAAACUCGACGUCCACUUCGUCGUAUGCCAGGAAGUCGGAGUACCUGUAUAUACGGAUAUUUGCGUUUAACCAUCGGAUUUUAGGCGAGCUAUUGGACGAGGCUCGUUCGGAGUACAAGACGGCCAAGGAGAAUCUAAUCUCAGUCUGGGCAUCGAAUAGCAUGAACAAUUGGAUCAAUAUCACAUCUAAUCCAAAGCGCACGACCGAUUCGAUUAUUCUGGACCCCGGAGUCAAGGAAAUGCUACUAGAGGAUACUCGCGAGUUCCUAGACAGUCAGUCAUGGUACACCGCGAGAGGUAUCCCGUUCCGUCGAGGAUAUCUCUUGUAUGGUGCACCUGGAUCUGGCAAGUCCUCCACUAUUCAGAGUAUAGCAGGCGCGCUCGGUUUGGAUGUCUACAUCGUCACCCUGUCACGGGCCGGACUAGACGACAACUCCCUGUACGAGCUCAUUGGUGGUCUCCCGAAGAGGUGCAUCGCCCUCAUGGAGGAUGUCGAUGCGGCCUUCAGCAAAGGAAUCACGCGCAGUCUGCCUCGUAGUGAUGACUCAGAGGGAGACGCCGGCGCCACCGAGAAGCCUCCGCUCAUGGAGCUUCAGGACCCCGGCGCGCGCGUCACCCUGAGCGGGCUGCUCAACGCUCUCGACGGCAUCGGCGCCCAAGAAGGACGACUGCUAUUCGCGACGACGAACAACUUCUCCGCUCUCGAUCCGGCGCUGCGACGACCCGGCCGCAUGGACGUGCAUGUCGAAUUCAAGCUCGCUAGCAAGUACCAGGCGAAGGAGUUCUUCAAGUGCUUCUACGUACCUGCUGGCAGAGGGGCCGACAUAGCCUCUCCGGGCCCCGGGACCCUGGAGAAGCUCCUUCCAGGCGUACGUCGACCUCAUGCGUUGCCGGCAGCAGACGAUGCAGUGAAGGGCCUGGAGGACCUCGCAGCACGAUUCGCGGAGAUUAUUCCCGAUCGCGAGCUGUCGAUGGCUGCUCUACAGGGCUACCUGAUGAAAUACAAGAUCCGACCACAAGACGCCGUAGACGACGCUCCCGGGUGGGUGAAACUAGAACUGGGCGGGGAAGGUGGCGAAGAGCGCCACGAGUCGGAGUAG